AUGCACUCUCUUAAAUUGAUUGCAGGUGAUGACUGCAUUGCUCUAAAAGCUGGCUCUCCUAGCAUCAAUGUUACUGAAGUUAAAUGUGGACCAGGUCAUGGGAUCAGUAUUGGAAGUCUUGGAGAAGGAGCUGAUGACCAAGUGGAGCAGGUGCAUGUGACAAAUUGUGCUUCCAAUGCGACUCAGAAUGGAGCAAAGAAUCAAGACAACAACGGUAAACGUAUUGGAAUAUAUGGAGGAUCAGGGUUUGCAAGGGAGAUUUCUUUUGAACAGAUUACACUAAUAGCAUCUGGAAACCCGAUAGAUAUCGACCAACAUUAUUGCAAUGGCAACGAUCACCAUUGUCCGGAUGCGGGAAAAGCAGUAGCUGUUAACAGUGUAACUGUAACAUACAGAGGAUUUUAUGGAACUUGUGCAGAUGAUGAAGUGAUUAAUUUGGAUUGCAGUAAUCAAGGUCGUAUCGGCAUCACCAUAGACAAUGUGAACGUAACCUCUUCACUGCAAGGACAGCAGCUUCAAGCCAUUUGCAACAAUGCACAUGCAAGAGCUACCUCAACUUUACCUGUCAUAUCUUGCCUGUUGCCUUGA
Messenger RNA from Durio zibethinus, 588 nucleotides. RefSeq names its product putative polygalacturonase At2g43860. The record is from RefSeq and is a predicted model, not a curated record. Gene Ontology annotation, biological process: carbohydrate metabolic process. Lineage: Eukaryota; Viridiplantae; Streptophyta; Magnoliopsida; Malvales; Malvaceae. Gene Ontology annotation, molecular function: polygalacturonase activity.